AUGUCCCACCACAAAGGCAAAUGGCAAGGAGACAAAUCCUCCUUUUUCACAGCCCGGACUCAGGCUAAACUACUGCCCUUGCACAAGGGUCUUCAAGAUGGCGAUGAUAAUUUCGGCGAUAGCCACGACUCCAGUCCACAGAGAGGGGACACACCUGAAG
Molecule: messenger RNA, 160 nt
Organism: Pelobates cultripes (western spadefoot toad)
Lineage: Eukaryota; Metazoa; Chordata; Amphibia; Anura; Pelobatidae
Source: the annotation of a GenBank genome assembly